Phytomonas sp. Hart1 is the source of this 1941-nucleotide messenger RNA. NCBI's taxonomy places the organism in Eukaryota, Euglenozoa, Kinetoplastea, Trypanosomatida, Trypanosomatidae. The record is from the annotation of a GenBank genome assembly.
AUGUAUAGGGAAUUUUUAUUUCGCUUUUGUAGGAGCCGGGCUAUUUUGACAUCCGUUAGGAACCGUUUUUCUCCAUCAAUACCAGCCUCAUCAUUGGUAUACCAUGUAUCACGCGCAUUUUCACAGGAUUCUGGUAAAUUUCCAAACAAAAAUGGUCCUAAUUGGAAUGCACACAACGAUAGGUUGCCGAUUUCUUCGAUCUAUAUCGCACAAACCACUUUCUAUGCACCACAGAAGCGGCCUUUUGGAACCCCACAUAACCAUGGAAGUCUUUCCACCGUUUCCUCUCCUUUCAAGAUGAAAAAGACGGAAGCUGCACAACUGACGCGUCAUAAGGAUCCUCCGCGAAGGUUAGGGACGUCCCACCUCCCUCAUGCGGUGCGCGCUAACUUUCCGACCGAAAAGGGUCCUUCUGACCCCCACGCCGCGCCGCCUACGAAGGCUAAUUUAUAUAAUCUUUUUUGCGAUCACAAUUUCAAUGAUACUAUCGCGUGUUUUCCAUCCUUUGUCGUCCCGGUUUGCGCGUUAUGGGGGUUAUCUUGUAAGGACUCCAACGAAAUUCCGACCUCGGUGCGUGAAAUUUCCACAAACCCGCUAACAGAGGCGGAGAAGACGAAGAAGGACGUGGUCAAGAAAUUACUUAUGAAGAAUAAAAAGUAUUUGAUGUAUGUAAACCCGUUUACAAAUGAUGAGAUUCUUCCGCGGUUAGACUCAGAGAAGCGGAAGGAGUGGUUAAGUAAUCACCCAAACCAUCUCUCCGUGUAUGCAUUGUGGGAGCUGGGAUAUGUUUCGCUUCAUCCGAAAGUUGUGUCCGAUAUUUCAACCGAUUUCACAUAUUGGAAUAUUAUUUCCUCCACAAAUAAGAACUUGGAGGAUUUGAGAGUGAAGGAAUUCGCGUGGUAUCGUCUCGCAUCUCUUUUUCCUCACGUUUGCGAGGAAAUUGAACUCACCGAGGGGUGGUUUGCGAAGGCAAAAGAGCUACUUCCUCCUAAUUUAUCCCCUCUUCAGGUUUUAUGCAGCGCUCCACAUUUAUUUAAAACUUAUUCUCGAGAUAUUUCCGAAGGAGUUCCCUACGAGGGGUAUUCAGAUUCGUCUAAUCACACGAAAAUUCAACUUUAUUCUCAGUUUAUUUUGGAUAAUCAAUAUGCCAUGACGGUAAAUGAAUCAGAAGAGGAACUCCGAGCUAAGUUGGAAGAGACAAGUAAAAGGAAAAAAAAUCGUUCAUCGGACCUGAACACUAGCGUUCCAAUUAAUAGGCGAAAACGCCGAAGAAUUCGGCGUAGACUUCAUUAUCUUACGAAUCGAACCCCCUUUUUCGACGAGCGGGUGCUCAUUCAAUUCGUUUUUGACCAUUUACCGGAAGAUAAGUCAAUUUCUUUCAAUGAACUUCUAGAUAAUUUACCGGAUGACGUGACACAUUGCUUUCCGGGGGAGAUAAUACCUCUUUUUUCUCGUUAUCCGUCGUAUUUUCACGUCUUCUAUGAUAACGACGCCAUGAUUCAACGUGCAGAUUUACCCAAGAACACACGCUUAUUGAAAGAUAUCACCGCAGGUGAGAUAUUGCAGGAAUUUUUUCUUCGAUAUCCUUAUCGUGAGCACCCUGAAAAGGGAACUUGCAUUUAUUGGUAUUUAUCCAUACUUCCAUCGGGAAUUGUGCGUCGCCUAAACACAUGUCUAAACUUCGAGGAGGAGGUACUGCGGAAAUUUCCCGAAAAAGUUGAAAUCUUACCUCUAGAACAGAACGGUUUAACCGAAGAGGAAAAGAAGGAAAUAAUGAGGUUAUAUAUCAAUAAAAGGCAUUUUUUCAUCCCGUUUAGGUUUUUAGGUGAUUGGAGAAAACAACUGGAGGAUCGAUACUAUAAAUUUAUCAUGAAGAAAAAAAGAUCUAUUUCUUCCACGGUAACCGAAAAAGAUAGUAAAUUAAAGGAUAAACUUUCAUAG